CGCUGUCAUUUAUUUCCCAGGCUGCUAACUCCAGCAAGGAUUAGAGACGAGACCAGAUCUAAGUGUCCACGGAAGCUGCGGCCCUCAGGAUGGCAAUGAGCAUUGGGGUGACCCUUCUCCUAAUAUCUGCUGUCACUUUUCUGAUUUACUUUAUUAAAUUUUGGAAAAAGAACAAUCCGAGAAAUCUUCCUCCAGGACCCCGGCCACUGCCACUGCUCGGGAAUCUUCUGCAGAUCAACCUCACAGAAAUGCACCAAGAUUUUGUUAAGCUCAGUAAGAAAUACGGCCCGGUGUACAUGAUGCAGUUUGUUCGUACCCCUUCAGUCAUAUUAGUCGGAUAUGAGACUGUUAAGGAAGCUCUUGUUGACUGUGGGGAUAUAUUCAAUGACAGAGGAAAAGUUGAUAACCUCUCUGUAUUGUUUGGAGACUACGGAAUUGUUAUGAGCAAUGGGGAAAGGUGGAAAGAAAUGCGACGAUUCUCUUUGAUGACAUUGAGAAAUCUUGGAAUGGGCAAAAGGAGUGUUGAAAUGAGGAUUCAAGAAGAGGCCCAGUGUCUUCGAGAAAGAAUUAUGCAAAACCAUGAUAAGUCAUUUAACCCGACAUACAUUCUUGGACUGGCCAUUUCCAAUGUUAUAUGCUCCAUUGUGUUUGGGGAGAGAUUUGACUAUGAGGAUAAGACAUUCCUGAACCUUUUAGAUUACAACAGAGAAAUCUUCAUGCGACUGAAUUCCCUGUCUGGUCAGCUUCUUGGUAUGUUCCCAAGUUUGAUGGAAUGCCUUCCUGGGCCACACCAGAAAAUCUUUUCAAAUAAUGUAAAAUUAAGAAAGUUUGUGAAGGAAAUGAUAAAUUCACACCAAGAAACACUUGAUGAGAACUGCCCACGGGACCUCAUUGACUGCUUCCUCUUGAAAAUGGAAGAGGAAAAAAAUAAUCCAGAAACUGAGUUCCGUGAGAAGAACUUACUGGGAAUGGUAAUUGAUUUAUUUUUUGCGGGGACAGAGUCUACAACCAUGACAUUGAGAUAUAGCUUGCUAAUACUUCUCAAAUACCCGGAGGUACAAGAAAAGAUUCAUGAAGAGAUUGACCAUGUAGUUGGUCAAAACAGAUCCCCGUCAGUAGAAGACAGGGCUAAAAUGCCAUAUACAGAUGCUGUUAUCCAUGAAAUUCAGCGAUUUUCAGAUAUUUUCCCUAUAGGACUGCCCCGUGCAGCAAGGCAAGACACAACUCUAAGCGGAUUUCACAUUCCCAAGGGAAUGCUGGUGGUUCCUAUUCUAACAUCGGUUCUGAAGGACCCAAAUUAUUUCAAGAACCCAGAACAGUUUGAUCCUGGGCACUUUCUUGAUGAGAAUGGUGGUUUUAAGAAAAGUGAAGCCUUCAUGGUUUUUUCUGCAGGCAAACGUAUGUGUAUGGGCAUGAGUCUAGCCCGCAUGGAAAUCUUCCUCUUCCUGACAACUUUACUGCAAAAGUUCACUUUGAAGCCCACAGUGGACAGAAAGCUACUAGACAUCAGACCAGAACCCAACACCAAUGGUUCUCAACCUCAUAACUAUGAGAUGUUUGCUGUCCCUCGCUGAGUGCCCAUCACAUGCUACUGUUGGACAACAUAUAGGACACACAUAAUUCAUUUAUAAGUACCUGGUUAUUGAGACUGAAUUAGAAGUGUAAUGUAGAUAAAAAUGUAGAUAAAAUAUAAUGAACAGAAAUGUGAAGAUAUGUUGUAAAACAUGUUUGGUUACACAUAUCAAGACUGUCUCAAAGAAACUCUCCUUACUGCCCAUAGAAAACAGAGUUCCUCUUCCAUUAUUCCAGUGAAGGAGCAAAAGUCCAACUUUUGGCUGCCCAUCACACCCAAAUCACCCGUCAACUUUUCUGCAAGGCUGAUGGCUGGGGUCUGCCACUUAACUUAAGGUCUAUCGAUGGUAAUGUUCCCUCUAAGAAUUCAUAGCUAUUUAACAGGGCAGUUAGGGACCCAGGUGCUGCUCCCUGACGGGGAACACAAAACCAAAUUAAAUAAAGACUUUGCUGAUUUAAUAAAAAUAAUAAUAAUAAUGCAGCAGGCUGGAAGAUUGAUGCAAAAAUCACAUCUUCUUUUGUUUAUAACACACAGGAUAAAACCACUGUAUCAUGAGAUGCUUUUGUGUUUUAAGUGUAGACUCUUGAUCGCAAUAGGCUGACGCCAUGUUAAAUAAAUAAAUAGUUCCCUCCCACUUUGGGGCCAGUCAUUGUACAGCGACAUGUAAAAGAUACAUGUAUAUGUAGAAAUAUUUAUCUUUCUUGGAAUAUGUAAAAACAAACACACCUUCAGUAGUGAUAUAUCAGAUCCUUUCUAUCAUUCAAACCUGCAGGAUGGCGUGUACACAUUUAACUCAAUGUUAUAGUAUCAUAGAACCCAAUGACAUCAUGGGAUAAUAGCAAGUCCAUGAGGAACAUCCAAUUUCCAAAUUAUG
Molecule: messenger RNA, 2447 nt
Organism: Bufo gargarizans (Asiatic toad)
Lineage: Eukaryota; Metazoa; Chordata; Amphibia; Anura; Bufonidae
Product: cytochrome P450 2C8-like
Exons: 9
Coding region: 90-1574 (494 amino acids)
Biological process (GO): xenobiotic metabolic process
Cellular component (GO): cytoplasm; intracellular membrane-bounded organelle
Molecular function (GO): oxidoreductase activity, acting on paired donors, with incorporation or reduction of molecular oxygen, reduced flavin or flavoprotein as one donor, and incorporation of one atom of oxygen; iron ion binding; heme binding
Source: RefSeq, a predicted model, not a curated record